AUGCAAGGCAGGAUCACAGCACAGGCGUUCAGUUUUGACCAGCAGUUUAAGCCCUAUCAAAAGGAUGAAUUUGUCAUGGCAUUUUUUAAUGAUCAAAAUGUGAACUCCAGUUUAAAGUUGCUCUCAGCUUCAGGACAAUGGACUACAUUGGGUUCCAAAGUGACAAAAAUUGAAGCUACAGUGGUGCCCUGUACACAAAUCUCCAUGUCAUUUUUUGAUCGGCUAUACACUGAAGGAGUUGUUAGAGAAACUGGAGAUAUUGUGAAAUGUUAUGAUGACUAUUACGAUGAUAUUCUCAUCUCUGAUGAAUUAAGGAAGGUCUUGCUUCUGGAAGAUUCAGACCAUUAUGAUUUAUUCAGUCAACUGGAUCGCGAGGAAUUUCUGUUCUGUCUUUUUAAGCAUCUUUGCAUUGGAGGAACUCUUUGCCAGUUUGAAGAUGUAGUUGGCCCAUACUUAGAAACUACAAAAGCUUUAUAUAAAGACUUGGUGAGUGUUCAAAAGAAUCCUGAAACAAAAGAAAUAUGUAUUAUUUCUACAGUCUUCAGAGUGUCUGCAUAUGAUGACCAUGGCCUGUGUUACCCUUCAAGCAAAAGCCACCAACAGAAUUUUGCCUACUUGGUCGUGGAUCCCUGCAAGCGACACGUGCACACUCUGUACCACUGUUUUGGCGCGAGCUUAUUUACCAACUAA
Charadrius vociferus (killdeer) is the source of this 690-nucleotide messenger RNA. It is a transcript of the gene CFAP300, whose product is annotated as chromosome unknown open reading frame, human C11orf70. Bases 1 to 690 code for a protein of 229 amino acids. Lineage: Eukaryota; Metazoa; Chordata; Aves; Charadriiformes; Charadriidae. The transcript has 6 exons. The record is from RefSeq and is a predicted model, not a curated record.